GCCGGCGUCCGGCGGGAGAGCUGAGCGUCCGGGGGCGGGAGCGCGGGACAGCACGGGGCUACAGGAGGUGGGUUCCAGGCCUGAGCUGGGAAGGUGGCGGGCCUGGAGGUCCGCUGCGGCCGCCGCACCCGAGUUGUCCAGUUCUGUGGUAACAUGGACCUGCCUGUGGAGGAGUGGCAGUGCCACGUGCACAGGAGGUGGCUGCGGCUCCAGCCAUCUGUCCAGGCAGCAUUCUGCACCAGCGCCCUGGAGGAGAUCGUCCUGCUCUGCUCUUCUUUACUCCAACCUGAAGAUGAGGCAUUUUUACAAAGACUUGCUGAGGGUUACUCAGUGGAGAAGGAUCCAAAUGCCUACCUUUUUUAUAAAGAAGAAGGAAACAAGGCAUUCCAGAAGAAGGCCUACAAGGCAGCUGCCAGGCUGUACUCACAGGGAACAUCGCAUGCUAGACCCAACACUCAGGAAAUGUCCUUGUGUUUUGCCAACCGCUCUGCGGCCUUCUUCCAUCUGGCUCAGUAUGAGACUUGUCUUGAAGACAUUGGGAGAGCCCAGAUGCACGGAUACCCAGAAAGAUUACAGCCCAAGUUGAUGUUGCGCGAAGCUGAGUGCCUCAUGGCCCUGGGCAGGCGACAGGAAGCGGCCCUGGUCAUCCACAACCUGGAGCAGAACAUGGAAGCUCAGCUGGCCAGCACUGAUGGUCCAAAUCUCCAGGUUCUGCAGAGGAGGCUCCACCAUCUAAAAACAAGGAGGGAGGAGGACAAGGGCCUUGCAGAAGCUCGUCCCAUUGCUCAAGCACAUGCCUUGAAGGAGAUCAAUCUGAGGGCCCAGAAUCAACGGAUUCCUAGUGCAGCAUCAUUCGUGAGCUUGUGCAGUGACCCUUCCAGAGGACGCUAUCUGAUCGCCACUGAGGAUGUUCUUCCAGGAGAACUCUUAGUGAAAGAGGAGGCUUUUGUGAGCGUCCUCAAUCCUGGAGAGACACUGUGGCUGCGGCCUGGCCCAGAAGCCAGGCGAGACAGCAGAGCUGCCCUUGGGGACCUCCAUUGUCACCGCUGUUUGAAACCCACUGUGGCUGUGAUUCCCUGUCAGGGGUGCAGCUACGCCAAGUACUGCAGCCAGCACUGUAUGCAGCUGGCCUGGGAGUGCUACCACAGGACAGAGUGUUCCCUGGGGGGAACACUUCUCACCCUUGGAGUCUUUUGCCACAUGGCACUAAGGACAGUCCUCCUAGCUGGAUUUGAGCUCAUUGCCGAACUCGUAAAGACAUUUCAGGGAACAGUAAAUUCUGAAGCUGUUUCUGUGUGUGAAGGCCAGCCUCCAGUGGAGAAACUGAAUGCUCGGCCCACCCUGGAGGAAAGGGACCAAAAUGGGGGUGUGUCUGGGACACUGACUCCUGGGUGCAACAGGGAUGGCAGUUAUCAAGGUUCUUACUAUGCUGUCUUCCACCUCAUGCCCCACACCGAAAAGCACAGCCCAGAGCGUAAGUUUCUCUGUGGCCUAAGCAUUGUGGCCUUGUGUAAGAAGCUGGGAGAAGCCUAUUGGCCUUCCCCACUGUGGGGUCAGGGGCCUUCUGAGCAGGAGGCAGCCUUGACAACAGAGCAGUCACCAGGGCCCGGCGUCUGGGCAGUGGCCAUGCUGAGGCACGUGCUACAGCUGCACUGUAAUGCCCAGGGAGUGACUGCCCUCCAGGAGGCGGGAUCUGAUGGGGACCUCGUGACACAGCAAAGGCAGGCCCGCCUCGCCACAGGCUUCUUCCCUGUCAUCAGCCUGCUGAACCACUCAUGCAGCCCCAACACCAGCCUGGCCUUCAGGGGCACCAUGGGCACUGUCCAGGCAUCACGGUUUAUUGCAUGCGGGCAAGAGAUUCUCCAUUGUUACGGACCUCACGAGUGCCACAUGGACGUUGCCACAAGGCAGCAGAAGCUGAGAUCUCAGUAUUUCUUUGACUGCUGCUGCCAGGCUUGUCAGGAGGAGGAGGCGCAUCAGGCCAGCACAACACCAAAGCAAGGCGGAUUCCGUUGCCCCACCUGCAAGGCGGCUCUGCAGGGGGAUGACGUUCUGCGCUGCGGCAGUGGAGCCUGCACGACCGUAGUGAGCAGGGCUCACCUGGUGGGCCAGUUACAAGACCUUCAGCAGCGGGUGGAGGUGGCCUUGGAGCUUCUCCGAGGUGACAAAACAGCUCGAGCUAUCCAGCUUUUCUUGGAGUGCCAGCAGGAGGCUGAGAACUUCUUAACCUCGGAGCACAUGUUGAUGGGAGAGAUUGAGGACCACCUGGCCCAGGCAUAUGCCAGCCUCGGAAAUUGGCCCAAAUCUGCAGCCCACUUGAGAAAGAGUCUUCAGGUGGUGGAGGCCCAGCAUGGACCAACCAGUGUGGAGACAGGCCACGAGCUGUUCAAGUUGGCCCAGGUCCUUUUCAAUGGGUUUGCAGUUACCGAAGCCAUGGGUGUAAUAGAGAAGGCAGAGAAGGUUCUGUCCGUACACUACGGCCCAGGGAAUGAGCAGGUGCAAGAAUUGCAGCAAAUGAAGGCCUGCUUACUGGAGUUACCAGGCCUCCCCUCGGGGCCCACAGCAUAGGGACAGGCCUGGCCUAUUGCAAGAGAGUCCUUGGGCCCCUUUACACCUCCAGGAGAUGUAAACAGAUGUGUCAUCAGAUUGCUGGCGAGCUGCUGCUGGUGAAGAAUGAGGCCCUUAAAACAGUGUGGAACUGUGGCCAAAAAGUCACUAAGCCAUCUGUACCCUUGGGCCCAGCAGCCCCACUGCUGGCAUCAGUGCCAAGGAGGCUUGUGUACACAAAACUUUUUCUAGCAACAGGUUCUUUUGGUACCAAAAACCAGAAAGCCAGUAGUUAUCUAUCCGCUGGAAAAUGGCUGAAUGAAUUGUAUAUAUGACUGUAAAUGGUAAGAAAUGACAGCAGGAUAAAUUCCUAGCCACAUGGGGAGGCUUCCAUGGAAUGAUGCAGAGUGAAGUGAGCAAACCAACAGUUUACCCACAGACCAUCCUAACAUAAAAGAAAACCUCAUUGAAUGACAUCAGUGACCAGACGCAUCUCCCCAGGGUGAGGGUUGUAUGGACCUCCCUCCAUCUGGCAGAGAGGUGGGGAACCACAGGUACACAGUAAGGCAUGCAUUGUUAGAGGGGCCAAUAUAUUGGUUUGUUCACUUCAUUGUACUUCUCUGUUACAAGUUGGAGUAGGUCCAGUAUUGGGAAAUGACUGAGAUUUUUAAAAAGCAUCAAACCUUUAAGAAAAAAAUAAAUGGCUUCAAGGAAAUCCCAUGGCUGGUAUAUGAUGUGAAGCAGGGGCAGGGG
Trichosurus vulpecula (common brushtail) is the source of this 3300-nucleotide messenger RNA. It is a transcript of the gene SMYD4, whose product is annotated as SET and MYND domain containing 4. Gene Ontology annotation, molecular function: protein binding. The transcript has 11 exons. The coding region runs from base 154 to 2568 and encodes 804 amino acids. NCBI's taxonomy places the organism in Eukaryota, Metazoa, Chordata, Mammalia, Diprotodontia, Phalangeridae. The record is from RefSeq and is a predicted model, not a curated record.